AUGUGUAUAAUAGAAAAUCCAAUCUAUACUUGUGACAUUUGGCGUAGUUGCGAGAAAACAGCGUCUCCUUCUGCACGAGAAUAUAGUUCAUGUCAUGUGCGAAAUGAGUCCAAGCCAGCCAGUGGCAGCUUUGGUGCACUACAUCAAUCGCGUCUUCCUGGGCACUCAAAACUGACGCUGGAACGGUCCGCAACUGCACCUUUCUAUCCAGGCCUUCGUUCGUUUCGCCUCUUCCAAGGCGAAUUUCCCUAUCAGCUAAAUUUCUUUCACUCUGCCACCCACAACUUGCCAACUGGGACUGCUCUUGCUCCUGCUCUACUGAUUAGCCUCUUUCUCUUUCCUAAUCCUGCUCAUGCCCCAAGCCUGGCAACCAGUACAGAUGCUUUCUUUCUAAUCGGAUCACCUUGA
Messenger RNA from Protopolystoma xenopodis, 408 nucleotides. The record is from the annotation of a GenBank genome assembly. Lineage: Eukaryota; Metazoa; Platyhelminthes; Monogenea; Polystomatidea; Polystomatidae.